Molecule: messenger RNA, 2307 nt
Organism: Cladophialophora carrionii CBS 160.54
Lineage: Eukaryota; Fungi; Ascomycota; Eurotiomycetes; Chaetothyriales; Herpotrichiellaceae
Exons: 1
Coding region: 1-2307 (768 amino acids)
Biological process (GO): chromatin remodeling; negative regulation of transcription by RNA polymerase II; DNA repair
Cellular component (GO): Swr1 complex; NuA4 histone acetyltransferase complex
Molecular function (GO): transcription corepressor activity
Source: RefSeq, a predicted model, not a curated record
AUGGCAUCCACAAGCGACAUCCGCGACAUAAUGAACUUGGGCCAGGCCGGUCCCCGCCAGCCUGCGCCCAAGAAGAAAAAGACGUCCGAACCUCAACCGCGGGUCACGGGCGUGAGACGAGAAGUUCAAGCUCUCAUGGGCGAUUCAGUGCCUCCGAUCGCAAUCGUUGAACAACGCUCCUACAAAUCCCGUCCGUCGAUCUCGCAGAAGUUAUUCAAGCCGCGGCAUUGGGACGAGAGACCGUUCCAACAUGGAGGAAGAACCGAUGGCUUGGUCUUGCGGCACUGGAAGAGAUCAAUUCCGGGGUCAAAUGGCCGUGCACCCGCUGUGACAACGGAGUCGGCGGAUGUGGAGAUGGCGGAUGGUGCGAAGACGGCUCCGGUUGCACAGGAGUUAGCUUUCGAGGAGGAGUAUCCGUCACACAAGUGGAAUGUCAAGGUAGAAGUGCCCUCAUACACGGACGAGCAGUACGACAGGAUGCUCAAAACGGAUGACUGGACGCGACAGGAGACGGACUAUUUGAUGGAGCUGUGUCGUGAUUACGAUCUGAGAUGGAUCAUCAUCGCCGACCGAUACACACCAGAAGAGAUCCCCUCCUCCGCUCCAGCUCCGACAAGCGUCGAAUCCAACGGCACCGAAGUUGCCAUGAAACAACACUAUCCGCCCCGCACAGUUGAAUCCCUCAAGCAACGGUACUACUCCAUCGCCGCGAAGAUGAUGGAACAGGUCACACCAGCCUCCACAAUGACCGCAGCAGAGUUCCAACUGUGGGAGAAGAUGCGCUCCUUUGACGCCAAGACGGAAACAAUGCGGAAAGCAAUGGCAGAGAAACUCUUCGAGCGCACGAAAGACGAGGCGGACGAAGAGAGAAUUCUACUGGAGGAGCUUCAUCGGAUUACCAAGAAUGAAGACGACUUUAUCAAGAUGAGACGGGACCUCUACGCGCGGCUCGAGCCGGUAGCCCCGCUGCGACGAUCCGGCAAUGGGGAGGAGCAAUCUACCGCCAUGUACCAAACCUCCGGGGGCUUGUCCAUGCUCUUACAAUCCCUCCUCGCCAAAGAGAAGAGACUCAAACGACCUACCAUGCCAGAUGGUGGCCAAGGUAGUACCUCGGCGACUCCAACCGAUGCACGCGCCGAGAAAGGUCGCCAGUCCUCUCAUUACUCUCGACGCGACACACUCGACACACAAGCGACGAAUGAUGAGCCGCAGAAGAAAUCCUCCACUUCUCAGGCCUCCAAUGUGCGGAUCCUUGCCCCUGCCGACGCUGCGCGUUUCGGCGUCUCGCACCCACAGGAACGACUCACAUCCGGGGUCCAGUUCCGACACGAGAAGAUCAACCGUCUGACGAUGGCCAAGUCACAAACUCAAACCACAAAGAUCCAGGCUGCGCUCACUGAACUGGGUAUUCCGCCGAGGUUGCUCAUGCCGACAGAACGGGUCUGCAGGGAGUUUGAGCGGUUGGUCGGGGAGAUUAAUAUCCUGUUAGAUUGUAGGAAGGUUGCUGAGAAGGUGGCUUCUGAGGUCAAGAUCUUGGAAGAGCAGAGACGCAUCAGACUCGGACUACCGAAGGAAGGCGAAGAAAAUGUGCCUGCUGCGGGAGUUGGCAAUGCCGGCCCGCAGGAGGUGAAGAGUUUUCCCAACACAACCGACGCUAUGGAGGUUGACGACUCUCAAGUCGGAGAUGAGUCAAAAGUCGACGAGUCGCUUGCUGUCGAUGAGGACGAUCAGGAUGCUGAGGCAGAAGACGAUGAGCCGGCACGGGCUGCUGCAGAACGUAAUGAGGACGAUGCGCAAGACGAGAGCGCGAUACAAGUAGAUGCUCAAGAGGACGGUGACGCCGACGCAGAGGCAAAUGACGACGCUAGUGCCAAGCCUGCGGACGAUGAAGACGAAGAAGAUCAAGAUGAGCGGGAUGAAGAAAUCACCGGCCUCGACAACGACGAAGACCAAGACGAGGAUGCGGAAGACGAUGAUGAUGAUGCUGCUGCUGCUGGUCGGCUCAAUGCAGAAUCGGACGAAGACGAGGAAGAAGAAGUGGGAGCAUCUCCACCACAGGACACUGACGCUGAAGAGGACAAUGCGGAUGACUCGGAGGCCGAAGACGAUGCAGAGCCCCAGGCUGAAACUGGGUCUAACAACGAGGAAGAUGACGCAGCAGAUAUCACCGACGGCGAAUCUGAGGCAGAGGCCGAAGCUGAAGCCGCCCACGAAGUCGAAGAUUCCGAGGAUGAAGACCAAGACCAGGACGAUGACGAGGACUCUGCUCCUGUUCCCGCUGCUGCAGCUGAAGAUUCUGGUCUCUAG